UAACGACUCCGCUGCUCUGCUAAGUGCUAGUGAUUCGGCAAUGGCUUUCUUCUCCAUCUCUCGCUCUCUGAUUAGACGCAGCUGCAACAGCACCCGUAAUCUCAUCUCGAAACGCUUCGAGGUAUCAUCGGAUUCUUGUUCACGGUGGAGAUCUAGCAGCCAUGGCAUCUCAACCACCACAAGCUCUAACUCUGAGAAAAUCGAUGCAAGCGGAUACCAUUUGAGCGGGGGACCUUCUUUCAUGCGUGGAACAGUCUUCUGGGAGCCCGGCAAACCUCUCACCAUUGAAGAGUUUCAAAUGCCUCGUCCCAAAGUUGGUGAAGUUCUUAUCAAAACCAAAGCCUGUGGAGUAUGUCACUCUGAUCUUCAUGUCAUUAAGGGUGAACUUCCAUUUGCAAGCCCUUGCGUUGUGGGCCACGAAAUAACUGGAGAAGUCGUUGAACAUGGGCUCCAUACAGAUCGUGAAAUUAUAAGGAGGUUUCCUGUUGGAGCUCAUGUAAUAGGAGCCUUCAUAAUGCCUUGUGGUAACUGUUCCUAUUGUGUGAAGGGUCAAGAAGAUCUGUGCGAAGCUUUCUUUGCUUACAAUCGUGCAAAAGGAACACUGUAUGAUGGUGAAACCCGGUUAUUCCUCCGCAACAAUGGAAAACCAGUGUACAUGUAUAGUAUGGGAGGACUUGCAGAAUACUGUGUUGUUCCAGCACAUGCAUUAUCAGUUCUUCCAAACUCAUUGCCAUAUACAGAGUCAGCUAUUUUGGGUUGUGCAGUUUUCACUGCCUAUGGGGCUAUGAGACAUGCAGCUGACUUGCGUUUAGGGGACUCAGUUGCUGUGAUUGGCGUUGGAGGUGUUGGUUCAAGUUGUUUGCAGAUAGCAAGGGCAUUUGGUGCUUCUGAGAUUAUUGCUGUUGAUGUUCAAGAUGAAAAACUUGAUAAUGCAAAGAAGCUAGGAGCAACUCACACUGUAAAUGCAGCCAAGGAAGAUGCUGUUGAUAAGAUAAAGGAAAUAACUGGAGGAAUGGGUGUGGAUGUUGCUGUGGAGGCACUUGGGAAACCACAAACUUUUGUGCAGUGUUCACAAAGUGUAAAAGAUGGGGGAAAAGCUGUUAUGAUUGGACUUGCACCUUCCAGUUCCAUUGGAGAGGUGGAUAUAAACCGUCUUGUUCGCAGACAGGUAAAGAUUAUUGGCUCGUAUGGAGGCAGAGCAAGGCAAGAUCUACCGAAGUUGGUUAAACUUGCAGAGACAGGUAUCUUCAAUCUCAAUGCUGCUGUUUCAAGAAAAUGCACAUUCGAGGAGGCAGCCAAAGCAUACCAAGAUCUUGACAAGGGAUGUAUAGUAGGCCGAGCUGUUGUUGAGAUAAUGUAGAUUGUAUCUCUCUAUGUGUUUUGCAAUUUGAUGCCAGCUUUUGAGUCUGCCAUCUAAGAUCUGUAAGGUCACUGGAAGAAUAAGCAACUCACAUAUCUC
Molecule: messenger RNA, 1459 nt
Organism: Telopea speciosissima
Lineage: Eukaryota; Viridiplantae; Streptophyta; Magnoliopsida; Proteales; Proteaceae
Product: alcohol dehydrogenase
Exons: 8
Coding region: 41-1360 (439 amino acids)
Molecular function (GO): oxidoreductase activity
Source: RefSeq, a predicted model, not a curated record